AUGUCAUCCGACUACGGAUCAGACAUUGACUCCGACGUCGCAGACGUCGUCGAUGAGAUUGUUUCGUCGCAGCAAGCUCCCCCUUCAUCCGCGCAAAUCCCACGACCUGCGCUAAAGCCACUUCAUACCAAUACAGCUCCUACGCCGCCGUCAUCCCACGAUAAAUCCGAUGGAAUUACUCUUCAACAAUGGCACCAAGCUGCUUCAACGCCGCCGUCAUCGUACAACGGAUCGCCCGUGAAAGCUCCCCAGCUCCCAGCUUCAUCACAGCAGUGGUGGGUUCGAGAUGGCUCAACGCCGCCGCCCUCGUUCGAUGACGAGCCAUAUCGCAUGACGUUUGGAAAACACGAGGGCAAGACGCUUGCGGAGAUACCAGACUCCUAUGUGAGGUGGUUGAUUAGGAAUCCCAUACCGAGUAGGCCGGUUGAGUUCACGGAUGCGCUGAAAGAAUGGGAAGAUGAGAAGGCGGGGAGGCGCACGGCAUCGUCGCAACCGCAAUCGCAAGCGUCGCAGAUGUCGAUGUCGUCGCAGACACAAGCUACACCGUCGUCUCAAGUCUACCAGGCUCCUCCUCCGUCGUCACAACCUGUGCUAUCGAGCUCGCAUGUCUCUAGAUACACAAAUCCUCCAUCGCCAUCUCGUUCGCCGUCGCCAGGGCUGGUCGCACAGCAACCACCUCCUUCGUCACAGCCCACGGCACCUCAGAAAUCGCCUGAUGCACCUCUAUACGUCCUUCCUUUCGGCGAAUACAAAGGCAAGACUCUGCUCGAGGUUCCAGAGGACUACCUCUACUAUCUGGGUGCGAGCGAAGAUAAGUUAGCUACUUUGCCUGGUUUGGCUGAAGCGCUCGGCUUGAUGCAGAAGGAUCUGCCUCCAGUCGCUAUGGAGCCUAUGGCGCCGAGUCAGACUUCAUCGCAGACUCUACCACCGCCAUCAUCUGAACCGCCUGCAUCUAGCCAGAUUUCCAUGGCAAGUCAGUCGCAGCAGACUCAGCCGCCACCUUCUACUGCGCCUAGCCAUUACUCCCUCUGCAAGGACGACAUGCCGAAUAGUUCGCAACCUCCCGCACCGCAACUCUCUGCCUCGCAACCUGCACCGCAGCCUCCCUCCUCUCAACCUCCACCCCGCAAACAACCAUACCGUUUCGACUUCGGCAAGCACGAAGGCAAAACCAUCGCCGAAGUCCCUCCCGACUACAUGGCCUUCCUGAAGAGCAAGGGUUUCACCGAGACAAACGAGACACUGGCCGCAGGAGUUGCAGAGUACGAACGCCACCACCCACCCAUCGGGACUCCGCGCAAGGGAGAAUACAGAUUUACGUUCGGCAAGCAUGAAGGAAAGACUGUGGCGGAAGUACCCUCUCAGUACAUCUGGUGGCUCAAAACCCAAACGAGUAUUCCCAAGGACAAAACCUAA
Messenger RNA from Alternaria ethzedia, 1416 nucleotides. RefSeq lists its product as uncharacterized. Bases 1 to 1416 code for a protein of 471 amino acids. NCBI's taxonomy places the organism in Eukaryota, Fungi, Ascomycota, Dothideomycetes, Pleosporales, Pleosporaceae. The record is from RefSeq and is a predicted model, not a curated record. The transcript has a single exon.